Molecule: messenger RNA, 3007 nt
Organism: Pieris brassicae (large cabbage white)
Lineage: Eukaryota; Metazoa; Arthropoda; Insecta; Lepidoptera; Pieridae
Gene: WASp
Product: neural Wiskott-Aldrich syndrome protein
Exons: 11
Coding region: 239-1708 (489 amino acids)
Biological process (GO): actin filament polymerization
Cellular component (GO): actin filament; cytoplasm
Molecular function (GO): actin binding; microtubule binding
Source: RefSeq, a predicted model, not a curated record
GAUUCGCGUAUGUCGUGCAAGUGAGAAGAAAGUAAAUUGAAAUAUUUACCUAUAUUAUUUGCAUAUAAUAAUCGAAUCAAUGAGGUAUAUCGCGUGAUGAAGAUUAUUGCUGCAGUUUUUCAAAAAAGUGUGUGCCAAAGUAGUGUCUACGCAUUCAAAACUUGUGAUGCACAAAAUGUAUGGCUGUGCUUAUUUAAAUUGAUUUUAAUAGUGUAUUUGUAAUAAAUAUUAAAGCAGGAUGCCGAGAGGGGAGAACCGACCGAGCGUCCUGUUAUCUCGCGAAGAAAAUGAACAGGUGUUUAGUCUCAUAGGACCAAAAUGUCAGAGUCUAGCUACUGCAGUUGUGCAGUUAUUCACAACAGAAGGCCCAGGUCAUACAGAAUGGAAGAAGAAAGACACUGGUGUACUGUGCCUUAUAAAGGACAAUGCCAAAAGGUCCUAUUUCUUCCGGAUAUAUUGUCUGUACAGGAAGACUAUGAUAUGGGAACAUGAGGUCUACAUGCAAAUAGAAUAUAAAAGUCCUAGACCAUAUUUACAUACAUUUGAAGCAGAGGAAUACAUGACAGCGUUUAACUUCGCAAAUGAAGAAGAGGCGCGAGUCUUGAGAAACAUUCUCAUAGAGAAAAUCGAACUGCGGAAACAAAGACGCGAAGAAAGACGUCAGCGUUCUAUGCAAGCGGUUAGAGCUAACAGUACAGCUUCGAAUCAGUCUCGUAUAAAUGGAGUCGCAAACGCUCCGCCACCCGCUCCUACGCCCGCUCCGCAACCCGUUCAGCCGCAGAAAACGAAUACGAUAUCAAGUUACACACUAAAAGGCAAGAAACCGAAAGCGAGGAAGCUCACAAAAGCCGAUAUCGGCGCGCCACAGGACUUCAAACAUGUUUCUCACGUUGGGUGGGAUGCUGAAAAAGGUUUUGACGUUGGCAACCUUCCAGAAGCAGAUAUGCGUUCUUUCUUCUCGAAAGCGGGAAUUAGUGAUAUUCAGCUUAUUGAUCGGGACACGCGACAAUUUAUUUACGACUUCAUCAACACUCAUGGAGGAUACGACGCCGUCAAGGAAGAGUUGCAUGAAGAUCCGCCUAAAUAUUCCCCCCGCAGUGGGGCGGUGCCUCCCCCACCGCCUGCCCCUCCUGUGCCUUCGAGAGCGCCGCACGCGCAUCCGCCCGCCCCACCGUCCAGGGCGCCGCCUCCGCCCCCGGCACGGGCGGUGCCACCUCCCCCGCCGCCCCCAACUAUUACAGCGCCACGGAACCCGCCACCGCCCCGCCCGAAUCAACCUCCAUCUGGUGGCCCUCCGUCGGUGCCGCCUCCUCCGCCACCCAGCGCUGCGCCGCCCGCCCCUCCUCCGCCUCCUCCUGCCCCAGCGCCACCGCCCGCCCCGCCCAUGCCGGCAGAAGCUAGCAACGACCCUAGGGCGGCCCUCAUGGAGAGCAUACGCAACGGGAAUAAAACUUUACGGAAAGUUGAAGCGGUCGCUAAACAGUCAGGCAAUGAUGAUAGCAGAAGUAAUUUGCUCAGCGAAAUAAGACAGGGAUUUAACUUGAGAGCCGUGAAGCCCCCUACCACAAACCAAGUGACGGAAGAUCGACCUCCAACGUGCGGCCUAGCGGGCGCGCUCGCUAAAGCUUUACAGGAACGAGCACGAGCCAUACAUUCAUCGGACUCCGAAGACAGCGAAACUACUAGCGAUGGAGAGUGGGACGAUUAGACAUCUCUUACACGUUCAAAAGCCCUUCCUCCGGUUUUAGAAAAAAAAUAAACCUCCUGUAUGUGAAGCGAUGACAUAGUAAGUGUUUUAAGUAGUAUUUUGAUGAUUAUUAUUGUUGAUUUAUCCUCAUGAUAAAGUUUAUACAUCUGUAAUAUCUAUAUAUACGCGAAUUAUUUAAAUACACGUUUAGGUAACUCAUGGUCAGCGAGAGGUAUUUUACUAUUUUGUAAUUAAUAUACAUAUUGAAAUGUUGCCAUAUGAACUUCAUCAUGCCGCGAAGUUGGUAUUAGCAAUAUUCGGCUGGAAUUUUACAAGAAUUGUACAUUUCAAUCUCCCGGUUUAUCCAUGUGUCUGGUAAGAUUAGCUGAACUCGUGGCACUCGUAACGUCAGGUUUUAUUAAUAUUGUUGUAAACUCGCGUGUAAAGAUUUGUUUAAAUCUAUAAUCCCUUUGAGAUUAAUCUUGACUAUGAAGCAGAAAUAUAAAAUCAAAUGAUGUGCCAAGGGUAAGAAAUUGUAAAAAAUCUAUGCAUGGUUGUUUUCGAAAUAUGGAGAGGUGUAAAAAUUAAUCAGGCAUUAUAAAUAAAGUGCUCAAAAAACUAAUCCAAAUAUGUAUUGAAUAAUUAUUAUUGAGUUAUUUUAGCAGGUCCAUAUUUCAUAAUAUAUUUGCUGCUUCGUUGAUAGUAAUUAAAUUAAUUUGAUAUUCAGUAUAACUGUAUACCACAUGUAAUGUGACCCGCCCAAACUUCUAGAAUAAUUUUAUUUUAAUGAUAAAAUAGUAAUUAUAAUCUUGUACAUAGUUUUUCAUUAGGCAAAGGACUGAAGAAAAACGUUGGUGAUUAUAAAGUACCUUAAUUCUUCUAAUAUCUAGGUGUUCGUAUAUUUCAUAUUUUCGAGUCGCUAAUUAUAAUCUUAUUAAUUCUAACCAUUGAAUUCUUGUGUUGGAAGUUUAGUCCUCAGUUCAAUAUACAUUUUCACAACAAUUAUUUGACUGUGUUAUUUAUAUGGAAUUUAUGUUGUUUUGUAAUUGUAUACCUUCUUUUUCAUUCCCAUUUUUAAGGCAUAUUUCAUGAAUAAUUUGAUGUAUUAAUUCAGUGUAUUUUAUAUUUUAAGUACGUAUUGUUUAGUAUUAUAUUUAUUUUCAUUUAAAGCAAUGUUAGUCAUGUAACCUAAAUGUACAUAAAAAUGUAUAGCAUAUUUUUUUAAAAUAGUUUUGUAUCUGCCGGCAUAAUAUAAAAGCUAGCAAUAACUAUUGUAAUGUACCACCUGUAAACAAUUUGUUGAAUUAAUAAAUAAUUAUU